UUUUAUUUUUUCUUAAUACAGUGCAGGCACACACUCAAUGCAUUUACAUUAGUCAUUCCUCAAACAUCCAUCUCAUACAAACAUGAUGAACAGUUUAAAAGCAGCUUACAGUAUUGCAGUGUAAAAUAAACCAAUGUGCAGUGGCCUGUAAAUGAUUCAUGUAGCUCCAGGCUCAGAUCAAUACAUAUUACAUAACAGAUCUGGAAUAAAGCUGGAAAUUGAACACAGACAUUAAAUGUACAGUAGCAGUUUGAACUUUAUGGGUGGAUUAUCAUUAAAAAAUAUAAAAAUAUAUUUGGUAGAGAACAUGUUGGGCAUUUGUGGUUAAAAUUAAGCCUAAAAUGGGCAGCAUGGUAGCACAGCUGAUAGAAUGUGUGCCUAAAUGCUCAGAAAAGUAGGGCUGGCUCGAUACCAAUACCAAUCGGAUACCGUCAUUUCUCCUCUCAAACAACUAAGCAGUGAUAAUACAUGUCUCAAUGCACCAUGGUUAAACUAGCUAUCUAAAUAAGAAUGCUCACACAGAACAUUUAGCAGCAUUUUUAGUUACAUUAACUGGACUUUGAAGAGGACGUCUGUGGCUAAACAGGAAUCAGUGUAGUUUGUUUUAUUUCAUAACACACAAAUAAUGGAUUAAUCGUUGAGGAUGUGAGAGAUCUCCAAGCCGGGACAAGAUACUGUAGGUUUUCUUUGUCUCAGCAGGAUAAUGCGCCCUGCCACAAAGCAAAAAUGCUUCAGGAAUGGUUUGGGGAGCACAACAACAAGUUUGAGGUGUUGACUUGGCCUCCAAAUUCCCCAGAUCUCAAUCCAAUCGAGCAUCUGUGGAAUGUGCUGGACAAAAAAUUUACUGCUGCGUCACCUGACCAAAUCUCAAGUGUGCAUGCAUGUGUGUGACACAGGUUUGCAGUGAUCUCCUUCAACACUAGACACCACUUUUGUCACCGUUCUUGUCCUGAUUCAAUACCACUAUGGAGGACUCAAUUGAGAUAAUCCUUCAGGAUAAAAACUCUCAAUUGCUCAGCCGUUAUCGGGACAACUGGGUUUUGACCUUCGUGGCAGGAGCUAUUUUCUCUGGUGUCUACAGUCUCGGGGCCAUGUUCUGUAUGCCUGGGCUGAAGGUACCUUUUCGGCUAAAGGUGCCAUUUUUACCUUCCACAAAAGAGCAGACCCAGAAUGUGAUGAAAUUGCUGGAAGGGAGACGAGGUCGGCUGGCUGAUUUAGGAUCUGGAGAUGGACAAUUUGUGUUUGCAGCAUGCCCAGCAGGGUUCCAGUGCACAGGGUUUGAGGUUAACCCUAUGCUGUUAGCCUACUCUCGAGCCCAAUCAUGGUGGAGAGGGAUACCACACACCCAAGCCUCCUUUGUAAAGCAGGAUUUUUUGGAAGGUAUUUAUGAUACUGACCUGUCGAAAUACACAAACGUGAUCGCAUUCCUGGCACCUGCUGUGAUGGAGGAUUUGGAGAAGAAGCUUCUGAGUGAGCUUCCUAGAGAUGGAUUUCCUUUUCCAAACUGGUUUUACACCUGCACGAGAGGCUCUGGACAGGACCAAGUCUGAGCAUACAAUGUUCCAGCUGCAUCAGAGACAAGAUCUACUACAUCCUCUUAGAAGACACAUAACCCAGCCAAGUCAAAUCCUACUACAGGGGUACCUAAUAAAUAG
Trichomycterus rosablanca is the source of this 1655-nucleotide messenger RNA. RefSeq names its product ATP synthase subunit C lysine N-methyltransferase-like. NCBI's taxonomy places the organism in Eukaryota, Metazoa, Chordata, Actinopteri, Siluriformes, Trichomycteridae. Gene Ontology annotation, cellular component: mitochondrion. Gene Ontology annotation, molecular function: protein-lysine N-methyltransferase activity. Gene Ontology annotation, biological process: peptidyl-lysine trimethylation; positive regulation of proton-transporting ATP synthase activity, rotational mechanism; regulation of mitochondrial ATP synthesis coupled proton transport. The record is from RefSeq and is a predicted model, not a curated record.